Molecule: messenger RNA, 1559 nt
Organism: Harmonia axyridis
Lineage: Eukaryota; Metazoa; Arthropoda; Insecta; Coleoptera; Coccinellidae
Exons: 2
Coding region: 98-1546 (482 amino acids)
Source: RefSeq, a predicted model, not a curated record
UUUCAACCAACUACACCUUUCGCUGCAGAUCUAAGAGAGCAAACGUCCUCCGAAUAAAUGCCUCCGCCAAUCUGCAAAGGAGGCGCGAACGGUGGUGAUGCUUCGCAUCUUUCGAUACCUGACGCUCUUCUUCGGUUUUUGUCUCAUCCUACUCUGCUACUGCAUACACACAGUCACCAUCCUGUACCACAGCCAGAAUGACAAGGAAAGCGGCUGGCCGGAAAAGCAGGCGAAAGUGCGGGAAAAUUAUAGCGUGAAAAACGUAGUGGCCUACUCCCUGCUCAAGCAGAUCGAGAACGACAGUGAAGAGUUUUUCUGUGACGGGAGUUUCCGGUUCCCGAGGGAUUCUAGUGGAGUGGGGAAAGGAGGUGUGUGGACGAAAGUGGAUGGUACUGAGUUGUAUGUGUUGUCGGUUCACUUCGAUACCAGGCUGAGUCCUUAUCAUUUUGUCAGGAUUAUUGGAAUGACCAGAGGUAUUCCCGCACACAACAUAUACUGCCAAAUUCAGACCAACAACAACACCAACCAUUUUACCAGAGCUGUGAUAACUACAAUAUGGUCAGAAGAAUGGAACAAAAACGACCAUCACAUAUAUCUCGAGCCAGUCCUUCUCUCCUGCAGAGUACCAGAUGUGUUCACACCAAAACUCGUAUCUUUAAGUACAGAACCUUGCGGCACACCCACCAACACUUUCGCCCUGCAAGAGAAAGCCAAUAACAACCUGAACUUCACAAUAUGCGUCAAACCUUUAAUAUUCCAAGAUGACAUAAGCGAGGAGCUCCUGCAAUGGAUAAAAAUCAAUGAAAUUUUCGGAGCUGACAAGAUCAGCAUUUAUUACCACUCGGUGAAUGAGAGAACGAAGAAACUGCUAGAUUGGUUGGAGUGGAACUAUGCAAAAACUGAAGUGAUAUAUUUCGAGCCCAUCGAAGAGGGAAUAAAGUACCCUGAUGAUGGCGUGUUGAUGGAGACCGAAACGGUGUGGCAGAGACGAAAAUACGAAGUGGCCGCUUACAACGACUGCUUCUACAAAAACCUACACUCGGAUUACAUUAUCCCUUUGGAUAUAGAUGAGAUAAUUGUGCCCAAACAAGAAAAUAAUUGGAAAGAUUUAUUUGCUACCAUAUCGGGCGCUUUGAAGGAUCAUUUUGCAUCUUUCAGCGUUCGAAACGCCUAUUAUUUCCGAGAAGACGAUAAUAAAACAGAAAGUGAACCAGUUUUCUUCUUCAGAUACAGAUCGCGAAGCAAAUUGAGCGGUAAAGAGGAAUCUGGAAAGAGCUUCAUAUCGUCCAGGAAUAGUCUGACUGUUUUUAACCAUUAUACACUGGACGCGUUGAGACCGGGAGUGGGCAGGACAUAUUUUAUGUCGAGCGGCAAGGUGCAGCUGAACCACUAUAAAAAAAAUUGUUCGAUUGUGAUAUUACCAGAGUGUGAGAAGUACAUUUCUAGUCAAAGAUUUGUUGAUUCUGUUAUAUUUAAGUACAGAGAAGAUUUUCGAAGUGAUUAUAUUAAUUUAACCAACCAUUUGAAGUCUCUUAAUGUGUUAUAAAUAAAUUGAACCC